This is a messenger RNA of Pomacea canaliculata, 1326 nucleotides long. RefSeq lists its product as uncharacterized. The coding region runs from base 607 to 1326 and encodes 239 amino acids. The record is from RefSeq and is a predicted model, not a curated record. Gene Ontology annotation, molecular function: carbohydrate binding. The transcript has 9 exons. NCBI's taxonomy places the organism in Eukaryota, Metazoa, Mollusca, Gastropoda, Architaenioglossa, Ampullariidae.
GUUGACGAUUAUCGUUGUAAAAGACAAAUCGGUUUCUGGCAGCACGCAAUACAUUCAAAGAACCUUGUUAAAUGUUGAUCCUGGAAAUGAAAACAAGAAUAAAAUGGAGGACAAAGAGAUGGAGACGAAGGUAACGGGUUGUGACUUGGAGAGUCGCCCAACAUUCCAUCACGCCAAAAAAAUCACGGGGGACGCACAAGAGGCACAGGUGGAGUGCGAUGACAACUCCAUUUAUUUUGGCAAGCAACCCUCAGCAACCUGCAAGAACGGCAUCUGGCACACACAGGGAGAGUGUCGACAGUAUUUCUGGCACAACCCUCCGAUAAGAACUACUUUCUUUCUUACUUUGCCACUUACAACGGCGUCAAGACGAUCACUUUGCAUAAGGUUGACACCAAUACAUGCAUCAACGUUUCAAGUGUCAGUAGAAAGCGAGGACAGAAUGACUGCCAUUGUCAUUCGUGUAGAAUACGAGAUGCUCAUUCGCGGCGAUCCUCUUCCUCGUGGGCAAGGCAAUUCACAUCCACACCAGAGACACCAGAGACCUGGAUGACGACAGGAAGAACGGUAUUUUAGUAAAGUCCUCUUGCUUUCGUUGUCGAUAGCAUGGUGCAGCUAAGACUGACUCCUGCGAACAUCAGGACUCUUGUGAUUAGUGUCGGCUCAGAGAAACUUAUAACUUACGAGGCAGCAACGCGAAUAGACCUGCUGAAAUCUGUGCACAUCAACGGUGCUGUGUCAGUCAAUGAAGUCGAUAGCUUGUGCCACACUUGUGAUGUGAAAGCGUCCCCUCAGUUUUCUGACGUAGAAGUCACGUGGCAGAACGGCUCAUGGCCGCUGGUGGGUAACGUUACGUGCAAAGAGGAAGGGUUCACGUGGAAAGCGAUCUCAGCAUCACACGCCAUGUGUUUCGCCGACAUAUGGUCUUUGAGCGGUGAAUGUGAAGAACAAACCAUACAAAACCCUACUGUGGGCAAAGUGUACCUCUUGCGCAGAAAUCCUCUUGUCGGCCACACAUUGUCCAUCAAGGGAAUUCCUUCGGCUAACACAAGUUUCAGCCUGGCUCUGACGAAGGGUAACGAUGCUCCUGUCGUUUUCAUUUUCCAAUUCCAAAGUCAGAAAAUCAUUGGUAAAAGCAAAAUCAUGAAAGGUGACAGCAAGAAGACCUUUUAUAGAGUCUUUCCUUUGAUUGUGGGAAAACCAUUUGCCAUAAUAAUGACAAUCAUAAAAAUGGAUGAAGUGGCUGUCCAAGUCGACAGUCUCAGAGAACCGCUGCAAUUUGAAGUCUACACUGCAGAGCUAUUAGGUCAGACCCAUUACAGGUAG